AUGGAAUUGCAAAUGGCAUCUGGUGAGCUAGAGAUUUUUGCAAGGGAUGAAGAGAAGAAAUUGAGGGAAGAUGUUGUGCUUAGCAAAAUUGCUGAAUUGGAGAGAAAAGAUUUGGUAAGGAUCCAGCAAAGGAGGAAUCAAGGCAGCUUUGACUUUCUGGAAGUAGGUGCGAUUGGCUCUACUGGUGGUCUUUUGUGUGUUUGGAAUCCUCGAGUCUUUUUGCUUCAGGAUAGUUGUUGUUCUAGGAAUUUUAUUAUGGUAGCUGGUAAAGUUAAAUCUGAUUUUGAUGGUGUGCUAGUCAAUCUUUAUGCUCCUAAUGAAGUUGUCAAGAGAAGAGAAUUAUGGGAUUUGAUUGUUAGGAUCAAACCAUUGUUUCCCAAGCCCUGGUGCAUUAGGGGUGAUUUCAAUGAGAUUAGGUGUAUUAGUGAAAGAGUAGGUUGCUCCAGGAGAAGUGUGGGUAUGCACGAUUUUAAUGAGUUCAUUGAUAAUCUUGAGGGGGGUGGAGCUACCAAUGAGGAUAAUAGGGAAUGGGGUCCUAAACCCUUACGAUUUAUGAACUGUUGGGUUCUUCAUUCUGACUUUCUACCUAUAACUGAAAAGGUUUGGCUUGAAGGAGGGUUUGAAGGGUGCGCUAGUUAUAAGUUGUUCCAAAAAUUGGGUCGUUUAAAGAAGCAUCUUAAGGAGUGGAAUGUAACUGUGUUUGGUAACCUUUCAUCCCAGCGAAGACUUGCUGAGGAGGAGUUCCAUCAGCUGGACUUGCUAGCCGAGUCUGGAGAGUUAUUGGUUGUCGAGAGGUCCAGAAGAGCUGAGUUGAAGGAGUUAAUUUGA
This is a messenger RNA of Camellia sinensis, 828 nucleotides long. The record is from RefSeq and is a predicted model, not a curated record. Lineage: Eukaryota; Viridiplantae; Streptophyta; Magnoliopsida; Ericales; Theaceae.